UUUUUUUCAAGGGUUUGGGAUGAAACCCUAGCGCCGCCACCGCGUCCAUUUUCUCUCCUGUAUCAUCAUCGCCAUAUUUGGCAAAGUAGCAGGUGUACACCACCUUUUUCAGGCCUUGCAUGGCCAGAUCAAGCAAGCAUUUAAUCUUCGUCUCCAAAUUCACCAAACACAAUUUUAGAAAGGGAUUUCUAUUGGCUCAUGAGGAACCAAGGAGAUGGACCCGUUCUGCGUCAAAUCUGACCCUCUAUGCGUUUACAUUCUUGGAUCUCGACCUUUGAUUGUGAUUUAGAAGGCAAUCCCUUGAAGAUUUGCAAAGUCCCACAUCGAGUUUGAGGUUGGGUUUUUCAGAUCUGGGGUAUCUAUAUAAGAUGUUUUAUUUCGCAUUAUAAAAAGGGGAGAUUUUGGAGGCAAUUUGAAAGAUUAUAUCAUCUUGCAUAUAAAAAUCGAAAUAGCUAGGGUUUUGGCAAGUUUGCUUGGAAACCUUGAUCUUUUCAAUUUAUUUUAAAAAAAAAAUUAAAUAGUUGUGCCUGCUGUGUGGCUAAGGGUGGAAGAAAAUUGUCUUCCAGUUUAUUCUUGGUUUGGCGGCUCAUCAAAGAGGUGAUUUAUUUUCCCUCAGUUAUUUUUAGUUUAUUUUCAGUCAUUUAUAUAUUUUAAUGCUUGUAUGGCUUGAUGUUUGGGUUAUUUGUGUUGUCUUUAGUCUUAUAAAUGCUAGUUUUGUUUUAGUUUAAUCUUGUUUUACUUGGUUCUGUAGUUGUUUAGCCUUAUGUGCACUUGGAAGAUUAGUUAUGUAGAUUUUAAGAACUCAUUUGUAUAUUCUUUGAUUAAGUUAUGAUUUAGUUUUAGGUAAAUAACCUGUUAGUCAUGUGAAUAUGUGUUUUAUUCUUCAUGAUCAGUGUCUUGAGUUUUCUUGUUGAGCUAUGCUUUUUCUGGUUAUGAUAGCUUGAAGUCUGAUCUAUGUAAUCAAGGAUUAAUUAGUUAUGAGUCCUUCUAAUAUGGAAACUCUUCAGUUUAGUUAUAUUCGUUUAACCUUGAUCAGUCAUAUGUUAUAAAGCUUGGGGUCUAUUUGCCCAUGUUUGCAUUUACCUUUGUUCCUGUCCAUACAUUGUUAUAAGUUCAUUAGGUAUAAGUGUUUAGAUAAUGAACAUACUAACUAAUUAGUAUGCCCCUAUGUUCAAAAGGUAAUGAUUUGGUUGGUUUUGUUUUUUUAAAGUCGUCACCUUGUAAAGUUCAUCAGCCUUGCUUGGUUUUGUUUUUUUAAAUGAGCCUCAGUUAAUGUUUUUGAGUCUUCUAUCAUGCUUAAAACCCAGCUCUGUUUGAUGUUUAAUUCAACUUGGCUCAUGAAUAGCCACUAUUUUCCCUGUUUGAGUCCAGCUUUGUACUUUUACAUGAUCCACUCAGAAAUUUGAAGCUAAAUGAAUAUGCAAUCCUUCCUGCCAUUUUCUGGUUGAUUUUUUUUUUCUUUUCAAAAAAGGUUUUCAAAGAUAACCAUGCUCUAAACCAAGUCUAUCUUACUCUUUCUUUUAUUUUUGACACUAUUUGAGAGUGAAACACUCAGGCUCAACCUUCUUGGUCAGUUUUGUUUCGAUCUUGUGCCUAGUUGCAUUUUCCUUGUUAAAAGAGUUAAACACUUUUUCGCUGAAAGGAUGAUCUGUUUGGAUUUUGAAUUUGCUUUAGGUUUCCUAGUGGUUCUCCCGUGUUAGGGAUCUUUGUUUUGGCAGAAAAUGCUCAAUUUGUAAUUGGUCUAUGAGACUUUAAAACUGGAACAUUUUUAGUUGUUGGAAAAUUGUCAAACCUCUUUUUUGGUAAAGUUUAUAUGUUGUGUUGAUUUUAAAGUAUUCUAACUUAAGUAAUUGAUAACUUGAUAGGUGGCCUGUUUAGUCAUUUUAUUUUGGCUUGUUCAGUCACUUUGUUUUGGAUUAAAUGGUUUCACCUAUUUACUAAGGUGACGACAAGUACUUGUCCUUCAGGAAAUACUGGUUUUAAGUUGUGUUUGCUAGUUCACUACAAAAGAUAACUAAACUAGAAUUCUAGGCAGUUCACUUGAGUAUAUUAAAGUAUGUUAAGUGAGUAUAGCAGCCCUAUUACUUUCUCAUGUUGACAGGUGACAACUGAUUUAAACCUUGGUUUCUUUGAGAAAUGAACUAGUUCUGGGAACUGCUACUUACUUGAUGACUUGUGUGACACCUAAUGGCUGUUAAUUGUUUCUCUUUGGAGGCUAGUCACUCAUUACUUAAGUUUAUAUCUUGUGUUACUCACUUAGAGAAUAUCUCCUUGAAUUGGUUGAGUGUUGAUGCUAUUAGAUGUACUGGUUCUGUAACUAUGGCUUAUCUCUUGCUUUUGUCAUGACUGUGUGGUAGAAGUACUUAAACCUUUCAUCAAUCCUGCUUGAACUUAAUAGGGUGUUAAUGUUUGAUAAGAUACUCAAGUCUACUAAAAUGCACACCUAGACAUAUUGAUUAGAAGGCAUUUUGCUAACACUAUUUAUGUACACUUCAUCUCCCAUAAUACUGUGAGCCUAACACAUAAGUGGAGGGGCAAAACAGCCCUUCGGGAUGAAGCUCAAACCUUCCCUGGUGUCUACCAUAUCUGGGGUUCCUGGAAACCCCUUGGAUCUUGUGUGGCAUCAGGAACAAAGGGGGUGAGAGGUUUCCCUUUUGGGCUGUUCUGAUCUCUCCAUGGGUGUGUAAAUCCAUGGCAUAUUGGUUGGUGGUGGUGUAUGUUUGUUUCAUUAACAUUAUUCACUUUUUGUUUUAGUGAAGUAGCCUUAUGUGUCUGUUUAUUUACCCUUUGGUUCUGGACUUUGAAUUUGCUGUUGAUUGGCUUGUAUAAGUCUAAAAAGACCUUGAAUAGUAUAUUUUUCCUCAUCUCCUCUAUGCAUUAACUUUCUCACUUAUAUACUAGGUGAUAUACCAAAGUAUACAAGGUAUAUUCAACUCUAUACCCUCACAUGUGUAUAGAAGUGGAUAUAUCCAGUAUAUUUAAAGUAUAUCAUUCUUGCCAUUUGGGAAUAUGAGCUUGCAUUGUGUCAAUUUAAGUCUCUUGGGCCGACUGUUUUUGUUUUAAUUAAUGUUUGGGCCUCCUCUAGUAUUUUAAAUAAAACUUUUACUUGGGUUGGAUGUUUUUCCUCUCUUUGUGAAUCUAGUUAAAUAGCCCAUGUGGCUUUGGGAUUUUCCUUAUCAUUUGGGCCUUACACUGUUUUCUGCCAAAAAAAAAAAUGUUAUUACUUAGUGAUCUACUUGUUUAGUUUAUGAACUUGUUUGGCUAGAAUGCAAAUUAUUUUGUGACUUAGCAUCCUUACUCUGGCCAAAUACUAAUCCUAGUCUUUUGUAUGUUUCAUGGGAACCAACUCUGGGCCCUUCUGGGCAUCUCCUGCAUCAAUAUUUGUUGGCCUAAGGCCCAACCUCCCUCUCUUUGAUCGAGUACGCUAAAGCAUAGGAAGGGAAGCAAAUAUUCAUUUUGGAAGUCCCGCCAAUAGGUGAGAAUGGCACUAAUGGGCUUGGGUAGGCCCAUCAGUUUAAAAGUUUACUUUCUUUCUUUAUUUUCACUUGCCAUGUAUGUAUGCGUAUAUGUAUCAAACAUGUAAAUAAUGAAACCCCUGUGCAUGUGUAGAAUUUAGGAAAUCAACGCUUGGUAUUUUAGGAAGUCGCUCAAAACAUUUUCAAACUUGGUCAAUUUCUGGUUUUACACGACUAAAAUUGGUACUCAUUUUAGUUUUGCUAAAAUUUUAACAAUCAAACUUACAUUUUUGGAUAAAGUAAAUGGUUUUUUUUUUCUCAAAAAUGGCCAAUUAGCAAGUUUUGGACCUUCGAUGAGAGAUCUGGAAACUAUUUACUUUAAAAAAGGCAAAAAUAACUUUUGGGCCUUCAGCCCGUUGGCUUUGGUUAUUUGUGAAGUAUGAGGUUGAAACGAAUUUCGGAUGAAAGGCUGGAAGAAUAGCUUGAGGUUCAUUUUGAUAGGUUUUGAGACAUUUUAAACAUUUAAGUAAAAUCUCGAAAUGGUUUAAAUAUUAGAAACUUGAGUUUUUUUUUGAGAAAAAAUUGGGUUGGUGGAAGUGGACUGCUGAACUCAAAUAUUUUCAAUUGUUUGGGCUAAAGCACAAAAAACUUAUUGGACUGAAAUACAUUUUGGACCAAGUAUAAGGAUGUGAUGGAUUUGGACUUAGAAUACUAUUGACCUAUGGCUUCAAAUAAAAAAGAAACAAAACUGAUUUUUUUCAUAAAUAACUUACAUUUUUCAUAUAUAUAUACCAAAACAGAGAUACACUCCAUAUUUUCAUAAAUACGUAUAAAAACCCGUAGGUACUAAACCCAUUUUUUUAUGACUAGAAUAGUAGCUACUCUACUCGGGAGAAAUUCCGAGUGUGUCCUAGUCCGGCUACAAAGUGAGUUGAACACUUACGCGGAUUUUUUAAAAAAAAAACCAAAACCCCUUUUUUAUAAGGGGACAUUUUGCCAAAUUUGUUCCUUGAAAUUAUGAUAUGAUAUAAAAAAUGACAUUUUUGCGGAAAACUAAACAUUUGUAAACAAAUAAGUACAUUAAUCACACAUUGAAUCUCGUAGGUCAACUGUAUUCUAUGGAUUUUUAAUACUAGGGUGCGUAAAACCUUCCCUAGGGGAUCACCAGAACCCUUACCUCGAACUUUGAUCCAAAAGAUUUUUACUUUUUUUGGAAAAAAUCUUUAAACCCAAUUUUCCUAGUUUUUCAUAAUAAAUUAGGUGGCGACUCUAAAAAUAUUAAAAUCCAAUUAGAGCACCAACAACCUCGUGGUAACUUUUAUGCCUUACCAGCGUAAAAGCGAACUGUAACAGGUGUAACGGCUAAGAAUAUGACAGAAGCACGGGCAUGCUUGCUUACCGACUUAUUUGUACAUGGUUGAAAAUCUAAAUCCAGGUUCCAAAGUUUGCAUUAGUCUUGAUGAUGUGGACAGGUUCAAAUAUUACUUCGUAGCUUAUGGAGCUUGCAUUCGUGGAUAUAAACACACGCGAAAGGUUAUUACCAUUGACGACACACAUUUAUACAAUAAGUAUGAGGGUGUGUUGUUUAUCCGCCGUCGCACAAGAUAUUGAGAACCAUAUCUAUCCAAUUAGUUUUUACGUGGUGGACAAGGAGUGUGAUGAAUCCUGGACCUACUUCUUCGAGGAGCUGAGGUGCAUAAUCGCCGAUGAACCAGACUUGUGCAUCAUCUCUGAUAGGCGCAAAAGCAUAGCCAACAGUGUUUCCAUAAUUUUUGAGCAUGCUCAUCAUGGACUAUGCAUAAAGCAUCUUGGUGAUAACCUUCAGAGUAAUUUCCAAUGUGGAGAUUCUCUUCAUGUAUACUAUGAUGCAGCAAAGGCAUAUGGUUACCAAGAGUUCAAUGAACAUUUUCAACAAUUAAGGGAUAAAUUCCUCGAAGCUGCUAAUUACCUCAAGUUUGAUAUUGGAUUUGACAAGUGGAGAAGGGCAUAUUUUUCAGCAAAUAGGUACGAUAACAUUGCUGAGUCGCUAAACUCAAUGUUGAGGGAUGAAAGAGAGUACCAUGUGACUACCUUAUUCACUUCCAUUUCUAGGAGGUUUGCUGAAAUUUUCAGGCAGAGACGUGCAGAUAUCAACAGUUCAAUCAAUUUAUUUUUGCCUCCGGCUGAAAAGACACUAAGGGAAAAGAUGAAUAAGGGCGACUCCUUGUUUGUCAAUAAUAUAAACGAGAAUGCCAACGAGUUCUCCAUAGUUGGAAGGGGCCUAACUGCCAAAGUAAAUCUACUAAACAAAACAUGUACUUGUAGAGAGUACAACUUGUGCAAUUACCGUGCGCUUACGCGAUGACAGCCUUGAGAUUGAAGUACAGACCUGAUUAUGGUUCAAGCAUCUACGAGUAUUCCUCGCCCAUGUAUAAAGUCCCGUCUUACAUUCUUGCAUUUGGGGAAACUAUUAAUGUAGUCCCUCCAAAGUCAGAAUGGGAAGUCCCGGAGAAGUACGCAAACAUGUGUUGUCACCUAAUUUUUGACCUCUCGUAAUUUAUUUUAAGUGCGCGGCGUCCUUGGACAAUAAAUAAAAUCAG
This is a messenger RNA of Lycium barbarum (goji berry), 6034 nucleotides long. RefSeq lists its product as uncharacterized. Bases 4951 to 5799 code for a protein of 282 amino acids. Lineage: Eukaryota; Viridiplantae; Streptophyta; Magnoliopsida; Solanales; Solanaceae. The transcript has 2 exons. The record is from RefSeq and is a predicted model, not a curated record.